This is a messenger RNA of Leptosomus discolor (cuckoo roller), 666 nucleotides long. RefSeq names its product gap junction beta-5 protein. Gene Ontology annotation, biological process: cell-cell signaling. Gene Ontology annotation, cellular component: connexin complex. NCBI's taxonomy places the organism in Eukaryota, Metazoa, Chordata, Aves, Leptosomiformes, Leptosomidae. The record is from RefSeq and is a predicted model, not a curated record. Gene Ontology annotation, molecular function: gap junction channel activity.
AUGAACUGGGGGGUGUUCGAAGGGCUCCUCAGCGGGGUCAACAAAUACUCCACAGCCUUCGGCCGCAUCUGGCUGUCCCUCGUCUUCAUCUUCCGCCUGCUGGUCUACGUGGUGGCGGCUGAGCGGGUCUGGAGUGAUGACCACAAGGACUUUGACUGCAACACACGGCAGCCGGGCUGCAGGAAUGUCUGCUUCGAUUACUUCUUCCCUGUCUCCCACAUCCGCCUGUGGGCUCUGCAGCUCAUCCUGGUGACCUGUCCAUCCCUCCUCGUCAUCAUGCAUGUGGCCUACCGGGAGGCCAAGGAGCAAAGGCACCGCGCUGCCGGUGGGGACAACUGCCGCUGCAUCUACCCCAACCCCGGCAAGAAGCGAGGGGGGCUCUGGUGGACCUACCUGCUCAGCCUCUUCUUCAAGGCUGGUGUGGACGUGGUCUUCCUUUACAUCUUCUACCGCUUCUACAGGAACUACACCCUGCCUCGGGUGGUGAAAUGCGAGCUGCCUCCCUGCCCCAACAUGGUGGACUGCUUCAUCUCCCGGCCCACCGAGAAGAAUAUCUUCACCCUCUUCAUGGUGGUCACUGCCUGCAUCUGCGUCGUGCUAAGCCUCAUCGAGGCUGCCUACCUGAUCUGCAAGCGGUGCCGCGAGCGAGCAAGGAGAACAGCUUAA